AUGAAUCCGAUGGGGUUACUGGGUGAGCCCCAACGUCCGUCAUCCCCGAUUCGGCUCAAACGCGACGCUCGGACGAAUACGCUGGUGAAUCCGUACCUGCGGAAUCUCCCAGAGGCUUCCAACGGGGGGGAUCCCCACCGCCCUUUCUUCGUCUCUUCCCCAUCCUCGAUUAAACCCAACGGCAACGCGGAGGUGGCGCGAUCGCAGGGUGAGGCUGUCCAUGCCUUCUCCAAAACUACCUCUACCUCGCCCGUGGAGGAGCCCGGGAAGUUUCACCCAACCCCCCCCGAGGGGAAACCCUCCGCGAGGGCGGAUCCCGUUCGCCCGGCCUCGGCGUUUCCCGUCGAUUUCCCCUCGGACCCGAGCGAGGGCCCUUUCACGAUCCCGAAGCCCGCGGUUCCAUCGGAAAAGGAGGAAAGCCACCCGGAGGCAACGCGGCGUCCCCUGGAAUCCCCUCGAAACGGCGUCGUGGCGUCUUCGCCGGCCCCGAACGCGUCGGAGGGGGUCUCUCGCACCUUCCCUCCCCUGUCUUCCCUCCCUCGCACCCCCUCCCCGGGGUACCUUUGCUUGAUUUUAGAUUACCACCCCUUAGGGGAUCUCUGCCGGUAUACCCUGCGCGUCGGACGCGGGUUAGGAAGGCAAGGAGCCGCUCGUUCUGCCUCGCCUCUUUGUUCCCCGUCCGCGCCUUCCUCGCCACGGCUGAUUGAUCCGCGGGAUCCGACUUUUCGCAACCCUCUGGUGGAAUGUCAACUCGUUUCGAUCGCCUAUCAAAUCGCGUCAGCGCUUCGCGAUCUCCACACGCGAAGCCCACCGGUGGUGCAUCGCGAUUUGAAGCCCGAGAACGUCCUGAUCGUUUCGGAUGGGAAAGGGCUCGUGAUGGGGCCCGCCGGGCGAGACGACGACGAAAAAAAAAUAGAAAAAGAAAAAGAAAACCUUAUAGCGAAAGAACGGAAGGAAACCUCGGCGUGUCGGAACUCGCGAGACACUCUCGAUGGGGAGGCCGACGUGCGGGGAAACGUUCGCAUUCUCAAUCGCAUCAUCCCCAUCGCGUUGACCGAUUUUGGGUUGACCACGCAGGAGUUGAGCGGCUUCUCGAGUGGGUGUGGCGUCGGCACCCGGCCGUACAUCUCCCCGGAGGCGUGGUGUGGGGAGACGAGCACGACGAAUGAUAUUUGGAGCUUCGGCUGCCUUUUGUACGCGCUCGCAACGGGGUGUUUGACCGCGCGAACGGCGCGGAUUAUGUAUCGGGAUUCUAGCCAUGACGGCUUCGCCUCGAUGAUCAUGAAUGAUCUGAUUGAGCAUAAAUAUUCGCUGGCCUUUGCGAGCUUCGUGCUGUCGCUGCUGACGGUGAAUCCGUUGAAGCGGCCGACCGCGGCGACGGCGAUGCAGUGUUUUCGAGUGCAAGAAAACGAAAUUGUCUUUGAUAUGAUGAGUUCCUUCUUCAGCAAUGUUUUGGAUUUGUAA
This is a messenger RNA of Phytomonas sp. EM1, 1464 nucleotides long. The record is from the annotation of a GenBank genome assembly. NCBI's taxonomy places the organism in Eukaryota, Euglenozoa, Kinetoplastea, Trypanosomatida, Trypanosomatidae.